CGUGCUUUGUCAUUAUCAAACUCCCACAACCGCAACCCCGCCUCACGUGGAUGCAAUUGGAGCACAAAUCCGCCUUCGACAUCCUAGGCGACACCAUGGCAGACGCUCCGGAUGCCGCCAUCGACCAUGCAGCCGCCAUCGACUACUGGAAUUCGGUGCCGCCCACCGUCAACGGCAUGUUGGGAGGCUUCCCCCAAAUCUCCCGCAUAGAUCUUCAGGGAUCGUCCAAUUUUCUCGCCAAGCUGCGCCGGGCGCGCGGGGAUGCGAAUACGGGCCUCCUCCCCCACGCACUCGACUGUGGAGCAGGCAUCGGACGCAUUACCUUCGGCUUUCUGCUCAAAGUGGCACAACAGGUCGAUAUUGUUGAGCCUGUGGGGAAGUUCACCGAGCAGCUGAAAGAGACGGAGGGUUUCAAGGAGCUGGCUGAAGCUGGCCGUAUUGGGGACAUCAAAGUCACCGGCCUGGAAAAUUGGGUAUCAACUGCACCGUACAAGUACGAUUUAAUAUGGAACCAAUGGUGUGUGGGGCACCUCACAGACUUGCAGCUCGUCGAAUACUUCAAGAGAUGUCACGAGUACUUGGCAGAGGGCGGCUGGAUUGUGGUCAAGGAAAACCAGAGCACGAGCAUUCAAGGAGAAGACAUCUUCGACGAUGAGGACAGCAGCGUUACCAGGACGGACGAGAAGUUCCGGAAGCUCUUCGAGGAGGCGGGGUUGGACAUUGCUGCUACUGAGUUGCAAAGGGGGUUCCCUAAAAGCCUAUACCCGAGGUCGUACCGCCCCUGGUAUAAGGCACAAUCGACACGAUCUCAGAACCUUGCUAUUGCCGUCACUCCACACCAAAUUCCUUCGGAUCGCAUCGUGGAAGUAGACCUGAAAGCAGCAGAGGUAACCAGUUGCCGCCUUAUAGAAGCUACCACGAACUUAAAAAAUACCCAAAAGCACCUUGUCCGUCAAAAUGGAUUCUAUAUUUCCCAAAAAAGCGAAGAAAACAUGUUCAUCAAGCGGAACAGCAUUCUCCUGUUCUCUUGAUCGAUUGAUUGAAAUAGUAUUCGUCGCUGCCAACGAAAUUCACCACCUAACGGAACAACGACGUCUGAACGGAGUGGGCACAAAACCCUGUUAAGAUCUUCUCACUCAUAUCCAGGACUCAGGUAAGUAGCUAGACAAGGAUUACUUCAUAGGGACUGCCUAUUUCCAUCCUCAUCUCGCUGAACAGUGAAGCUCUUGACGAUGAGGAGCGU
This is a messenger RNA of Aplosporella prunicola CBS 121167, 1243 nucleotides long. RefSeq lists its product as uncharacterized. Bases 51 to 1031 code for a protein of 326 amino acids. Lineage: Eukaryota; Fungi; Ascomycota; Dothideomycetes; Botryosphaeriales; Aplosporellaceae. The transcript is spliced from 2 exons. The record is from RefSeq and is a predicted model, not a curated record. Gene Ontology annotation, biological process: N-terminal protein amino acid methylation. Gene Ontology annotation, cellular component: cytoplasm. Gene Ontology annotation, molecular function: N-terminal protein N-methyltransferase activity.